This is a messenger RNA of Ostrinia furnacalis (Asian corn borer), 3303 nucleotides long. Its product is annotated as phospholipase D3. The coding region runs from base 44 to 1798 and encodes 584 amino acids. The record is from RefSeq and is a predicted model, not a curated record. Gene Ontology annotation, molecular function: catalytic activity. The transcript is spliced from 12 exons. Lineage: Eukaryota; Metazoa; Arthropoda; Insecta; Lepidoptera; Crambidae.
CGCUCAGCCCGGGAAACUUUCGCCACGGUACUCUUGAGAGAAAAUGCCUUCCCUAUGGGACUAUCUCCACUUUAACAGACAGUACAACAACAAGAGAAACUUAGAAGAGGGGCUCUUCCAAAUUGCCUCGCAGACCUGUAACAUCCUGGUCAAAGUGAACAACACAAACAACAUCAACCUGACUCGGAACGACAGGAGCGAUGAGUACGGGUGCGCUGGCCCGCCUAAAGGGCCCGCUAAAAGUUCUAUGCAGAUCUGUGUGCCCAAGUUCCGGAAAAACUCCAUAACUUCAGGCUGCAACCCCGGACUAUCGACUGUGCUCGAGACUGGGAGUGUGGGGAACGCAUCGUCGUCUGAUGAGGAGUUGGAGCAGUGGGAACAAAUAUUUAUGAUGAGAGAUGAAAACGGGAACAGCUAUAACGACAAGAGGAAGAAGAAAAGCAUAUGGUGCAGGCCAUCGUGCAUUCCCGUAUCUAUAGUGAUAGUUCUCAUCGUACUGGUGGUACUGGUGCCGCUGCUGGACCAGCCCCACACAGCGCAGACCGCUGUCCCCAGUGCACCCGUUGAUAUGCAUUGCUCAGAUGAGUGUAGGUUUUCUUUAGUAGAGAGUAUACCGGAGGGUCACAUGUAUCCUCCAAACGUAACACAUCUUCCCACUAAAAACGCGUGGCUAAAUCUCAUAGACGAAGCUCAAACAUCCAUAGAAAUAGCAUCCUUUUACUGGACCCUUAGGUUUAAUGAGAUGUAUCCAUAUAACUCCUCAAUAGAGGGAGAGCAAGUGUUCCAAGCUUUAUACACUGCCGGGUCAAAACGAAAAAUUAAUUUAAAAAUUGCUCAAAAUUGGCCCACUAAGUUAUAUCCUAAUGUAGAUACUGAAUAUUUAGUUAAGAAAAAAGCUGCACAGGUCAGGAGUUUAAAUUUUUCCAAGCUCCUGGGCAGUGGUGUUCUCCACACAAAGUUUUGGAUAGUAGAUAGAACACACUUUUACAUUGGAAGUGCCAACAUGGACUGGCGGUCUUUGACCCAAGUAAAAGAGUUGGGUAUAGUCGCCUACAACUGUUCCUGUCUUGCCACAGACUUGGGAAAGAUAUUCGAUGUGUACUGGACGUUAGGAGCGCCGGACGCAGUGGUGCCCGACGAGUGGCCGGAGGAGCUGGCCACAGAUAUCAAUAUGGAACACCCCAUCAACAUGAACGACUCGUUCGGCGCGUUCAUUACGAGUUCCCCACCACCCUUCAGCCCGACAGGUCGUACUAAUGACGAUGACGCGAUCGUGGGCAUCAUGGAGGAGGCGGAAGAGUUUAUCUACAUCUCUGUUAUGGAAUACGCGCCGGCGCAAGAGUUCUCGCCGAAGAUUAAGUUCUGGCCGAAGAUAGACGACGCCAUCCGGCGCGCGGCACUCGAGCACAACGUAAAGGUCAAGAUGCUGAUCAGCUGGUGGCGCCACUCGCGCCCUUCUGAGGCGUUCUUCCUGAAGUCGCUGCUAGCACUGAAUCGUGUCUACCCUCGCGUGGAUAUACAAGUGAAACGUUUCCGCGUGCCCUCCACGCCUGAUCAAGACAAGAUCCCAUACGCUCGGGUCAAUCACAACAAGUAUAUGGUGACGGACCGCACGGCCUACAUCGGGACUUCUAACUGGUCGGGAGACUACUUCAUAGAUACCGCGGGCGUUGCUUUGGUGUUACAAGACGAGGCACACAGGACCGAAGGCAACUUCACGCAGGACAUCAGGCGACAGUUGCAGGAAGUGUUCGAGCGAGAUUGGAGCUCGCCCUACGCGAUACCCUUGAGGUUAUAGCAAAGUCUCACUACUGCAUCCUUCGUAGUCUAUAAUAUAACAUAUUUUAUCUUAUUACGAGAGUUUGACUUAAGUACUACUUUUCGAAAUUUUAAAUCUUUAUUGGCAUGAUCUUAAAAAGACAAGUUGCCAGUAUAUUAUUAUUUAUUAACAUUUGAAUUUAUAUUUAUUUGUAUAAAUUCAAAUGUUACCAUUUAUGAAAUACUUAAAUGUGAUCAGUAUUACUGCUCUACAUAAAAAAGAUACCAAAAUUAUAAAUGUAGUGUUGUCCCUUUUUUACGAUAAUUUGUCUAACGAAUUUAGUAUUAAGGGUUUGGGAUUAAUGUGAUUGGUUAGGUUUGGUCUUCAAUUCUUUCGGCUUCUUGGUCUAUAGUCGAAUACACUUGCUCAAAGGUAUUUUUGUGUGGAUUUUCGAAUUGUAUGUGUAUGUAAUGACACAUUGUGUUUAUUUUGUGUUGAGUGUUAGAAUAAUGGACGAAAUAUACAAAUGCGUGUCAUAUGUAUAAUAUAAGCAUGUGCCAACGUUACUUGGAACUUGCAGGUACAGUCGGUCUAAGCAUUUUGGAGUUUAAUUUUUAAUGGUGUGAUUUUUCGGUUUUUUUUAAUUUCGGAAGCACGCUAUUCGACUAUAGAUGGCGAGUUUAGAACCAUAGUGAUACAACUCGCAUUUUAUUAUAUUUACCAUGACUUGACAUGAGUUUACUUGCAUGAAGGGCAUGCAGGCCUAUUCUCUUAAAAAACUGGAAUCACUGUGGCUCUAACUUCGCCAGAUAUAAUACAUUAUAAAAUGUUCUGUAGAUAGCUUAAUUGCAAGUUUUACUUUAAAUUCCUAAUUAAAGGUUAGUGAGAAUGACAAAAGCAUUGAUAAAUGAGUACUGAAAAAAUCUGAAUGCAGUUAAAAUAAACUAAAAUCAUACAGUGAAAACUAUUGCAAUAACUUGAGUUAUGCGUGCACAGUAAUUAAGUUAACAAUGUAAUUUGUCAUCUUCCUAUUUCGAUGGAUUUUCUAAUUGAUUGAGGAUGAUCGCUACACGUUUUUUGAUAAUUUUAUAGUUUGAGAGUUAAUGAUUUGCUACUAUCGAGCUGGCUGUGGUAGGCAUGAAUAAUAUAAAUAAACAUUAUUAUUAUUAUGUAUGCUUUCCAAGAGUGAUUCUAUUCUAAAAUGUUUCGAAAUGAUCUAAUAAAUGUAAGUUGUACAAAAUACUCUUAUUUACUUCAAUAUUUCGAGUAAUAGUAAAGUAGAUGCUAUUUGAUGCUGUAUGACAGUGUGCCUUCAAUUUAUGAGUACUGUGUGAUAAAAUAGUAAAUUAUUCAGCUAUCGUGACUUCAAAUCACGACAUCUGAGCACCAUUAAAUUUAACUACAAAUAUAAACAAUAUUAUAAAUUUCGUGUAUAUGUAUAGUCAAACUUGCAUAUAAACUAGUCAAUAAAAAGAAAUUUUAACAGAGAAUUUAAUUUUAUACCUACUUGCAUAUCAUGUAAUAAAGUUACCCUGAGGAAUGAU